Messenger RNA from Clonostachys byssicola, 1365 nucleotides. NCBI's taxonomy places the organism in Eukaryota, Fungi, Ascomycota, Sordariomycetes, Hypocreales, Bionectriaceae. The record is from the annotation of a GenBank genome assembly.
AUGGACCGGACCUGUGCCGAGAACAAGGUCUUCCUCUAUUGGCAACGCGAUGUGACUCCUUACACGUCUGAUAUCACCGUGUACGUCUGGGAGCCACAUAAAUCUCUUCCAGUCCCGGAGUUUGCGAAAGUUGAGUAUUUUCCUGCCACGUCGGAUAACGGGCAGCCACGGCUUUUGAUUCGAUUUCGUUCAUGUCAUUCAACAGUCUUGUUCUCUACUUUGCGAGAUAAGAGUUAUGAAGCUUGUCGUGACGAGGACUGGGACCCCGAGAGGGAGGUACUAAUCAGCAUCCUCUGCGUUUUCUCUACAAUAAAGGAAGACACGACCCGCUUCGUAUUUGCAUGCCAUAGACAGCUUCAUAUAGUUCACAUGAUGAUCCGGCAAAGCCCAUCCUCAAGCAAGAUGAGCUAUCUGAAUCAUCUCGAAGAUUGCAUAAAUGCAAGCCACUGCGGAAUAGUCCAUGCUCAAGAAGUGCUCCAAGCACUGUCUGAGUGGAGCCAGACAGUUCAAAGCCAACUCUCAACCCAUGCCCAUGUGAGGGAUGAAUCAAAAGCCUUGACGCUAAUGGUGGCCUUGAAGAAAGACUUUGAGUACUUCAAAACGCAGCUAGAGCAAAUCAAGGAACGUGUCAAGGAAGAUAAAGAGCUUCUACGCUCUCGCUCGCAGUCGGUGCAGGAACUGCGGCUCUUUAGGCUGACAAUUUUGGCGGGGAUUUUCCUUCCUCUAUCCUUUACUACUAGUAUAUUUGGUAUGAAUAUUCAGAGUGACGUAUUGGAAGGUUUGCCUGGGUUAUCGCAAUGGACAAAGUCCUCACUCCAAGCAGUGUCACCAGAAUCGCGAACUACAACAGAGAUCCUAGCCUCGGUCACGAUAACCUCCCAGCCUCUCAGUUUCACAUGGAAGACAUUUGGAAUCACUGCAGCUUGUUUACUACUCACGCUUCCACUGUCACUAGCGAUGGGUGCAAUCCUACGCGGCCUGGUAGGAGGUGUCGCCGUCUCGGCUGAGUAUUGGCGUGCCUUGAUUUUGAUGAUUGCGCCCUUUUUCAUCUACCUCACGGUGUUUGGAAACCAGCUCAGUUUCGCAGCUUGGGUGCUUUCCAACACCAUUUUCGUCCUCCUCCAGGUGGGGAUGUUCAUCCGAGCUUGCAAGAAGCAAAAGCGUCGGAAAAUCUGGGUUGCUCUCAUCAUCGUGAGCGCAAUGAGUUAUGCAGUAAGUCCUCCAAUCGGCGGCGUCGGCAUAAUGUAUAUCCCAUGGGCUUUGAUCCUACUCGCCUUAUUGGUGUUUGGUUUAUCGGCCAUUCUACGGCAGCGACGAUUGAUGGGGAGACAGCCAAUAUCGGAGGAGCUGGAGAGUGGAGUAUAA